Vespula pensylvanica (western yellowjacket) is the source of this 1503-nucleotide messenger RNA. RefSeq names its product ubiquitin-conjugating enzyme E2-17 kDa (gene eff). The record is from RefSeq and is a predicted model, not a curated record. Gene Ontology annotation, cellular component: nucleus. The coding region runs from base 345 to 788 and encodes 147 amino acids. Lineage: Eukaryota; Metazoa; Arthropoda; Insecta; Hymenoptera; Vespidae. Gene Ontology annotation, molecular function: ubiquitin conjugating enzyme activity. Gene Ontology annotation, biological process: ubiquitin-dependent protein catabolic process; protein polyubiquitination. The transcript has 6 exons.
UUCUACUAGUUGCCGAUAAAAGGAAAUCCGUGGUGUGCUUCGGACUCGAUUUCAAAAUUAAACGCUCGACGACCAUGCACAAAAUCUCUCGUCGAUCGAGAUAACCGUUAUGUAAAUUCAUUCGGACGUUGGGUAUUCCGGAAUCAGUCAGCUGAAGGAAGUUUCGAGAGGUGUCGGGCCGAGAUAUCGCACGGAAAGGAUCGCGAAGCUCUGACUGAUUAACGUAGUAAGACUACGUUUAGAAGGCAGCCAUCUUGCAAUCCCUAAUCAAAGAUCUUCGGCUAGCGGGUAUCGUUCUCUCUCUGGUUUUUUCGGCCAGUUAAUAUCAACACACAGUUCUUCAAAUGGCUUUAAAACGAAUUAAUAAGGAACUUCAGGACCUUGGAAGAGAUCCACCCGCGCAAUGUUCUGCAGGCCCCGUUGGAGAUGAUCUAUUCCACUGGCAGGCAACUAUUAUGGGACCACCUGACAGUCCGUAUCAAGGAGGCGUAUUUUUCCUAACAAUUCACUUUCCCACAGACUACCCAUUUAAACCACCUAAGGUUGCUUUCACGACUAGAAUUUAUCAUCCUAAUAUCAACAGUAACGGAAGUAUUUGUUUGGAUAUAUUAAGAUCGCAAUGGUCACCAGCACUUACUAUAUCGAAGGUGUUACUCUCAAUAUGUUCUUUGCUCUGCGAUCCAAAUCCAGACGAUCCAUUAGUACCAGAGAUAGCAAGGAUAUACAAAACUGACAGGGAGAAAUACAAUGAAUUGGCACGCGAAUGGACGCGCAAGUAUGCCAUGUGAUGCGCCAAUCUCCGUUGACCUCAACAUCCGAACGCCACCAACAAGCAGCCCCAGCCUAUUGCCACUUAUGCAUCAGCACAGAUUGAAAUUAGUUAUGGCUCGUCUACUUUUAAACUUAAGCCGCGACUCAGGCCCGAAGAAUCCUCUCAGGCAAGCGUCGACGAACUGUGGAGUUUCCCUUCGCCCUGGGUGGCCCGCGAAUACUAAGACGUUGCCACGAUGGCAAUCAAGGCAAUUUUAAAGGUGGUCACACAUACACACACAUAUACACAUAUACACACACGUACACGAAUACACACAACAUUAUAUACAUAAUUCAGAUUACAAAAAAAGGAAAAAAGGGAAAAAAAAAAUGACAAAAAAAAAUUUACCAACAAACAUGUCCGCUUUGAUUUUCAUAAAUAAAAAAGGGAAAAAAGAACAUAUGGAAGUAAAAGAAAAAAUAACAUAGGAGAGUGAAAGUAGGAUUUGUAUUUCAAUUGAAUAGUUUAAUUUUUAAUUAUAUUGUGCUUAUAUAUGGAUAACUGUAAUAUUAUAUACCUACUUUCUCAGUGAAAUGGAAAUGAAAAAAAUACAAACAAACAAACCUUCGAACUGACAGCACACCGAUUGUUAGUUUAAAAAAACGCAAGUGAGCAAUGUUUGCCCGUCCCCUGGAAUGAUACGGUCACUUUUUUGUAAGACUGGGCUAUAUAUAAAUACUAAUGAAACUAUA